Molecule: messenger RNA, 881 nt
Organism: Ornithodoros turicata
Lineage: Eukaryota; Metazoa; Arthropoda; Arachnida; Ixodida; Argasidae
Product: RWD domain-containing protein 4-like
Exons: 6
Coding region: 205-762 (185 amino acids)
Molecular function (GO): protein binding
Source: RefSeq, a predicted model, not a curated record
GAUGGCGCUAAAUUCAAUAUGGCAGCGCGCAGUGUUCUCAUAUAAAAGCGUUUUUCAUUGCUCUCAUUCAACGCCGUGCUCAAAUACUAGUUAUUGGUGCACUUACACGAGACGUCAUGAAAAGUAUCGGUGCACUAUCUCAUUCAAAGACAUAUCACGCCGCACUUCUCUUUGCUUUUCAUUGUCGCUAACACAUUAUUGCAAAUGUCUUCGGAAGAACUGCAACAGGAAGAAGUGGAAGUUUUGCAGUCAAUAUACGAUGGCGACGAGAAUUUUAAACAGAUAUCCUCCACGGUGUUUCAAUACAAAGUUGGGGAUGCAGAAGGUCAGAAAUCUUUCCUUCUGGAAAUCUCAUGGCCGGAAAAAUAUCCCAAUGUCAGGCCACAGUUCAACGUGGACACAUUCUAUAACAAGCAUUUGACACUUGAAGUCAAACAAGCAAUCUCGGUUGCACUUUCUGAACAGGCCGAGCUUGAAUUGGGCACCCCCAUGACCUACACGCUAUUUGAAUGGGCAAAGGAGAAUGCUGAACAGCUGAUGGAAAAACAACCCGAACAGAGCCAGGCCCCCAUUGAGCCCUGUACAGAGGAAAUGUUACCGGAAACAUCUCCCAAGAAACAACCGAAGCAACCCAAGCUUAGCAAAAGCCAAAAACGGAAACUGGCUGGGAGAGUUCUGCCGACUGGAGAACUUCCUCGCGGCUACGACUGGGUAGACGUUGUCAAACAUCUCUCGCAGACUGGCUCUGCCAGCGCCACUUGAAAAUACAAACUUAAAAAAAUGUGUAACAAGUUACGCAUUGACGAGGAGGAGACGACAAUUUUCUAUCGUGCAAGAAGUGGUGACUGAAACGUAGGUGUAAAUAAAAGUGUAGCAUUCUA